AAAGCCCAUUUCGUUGACUCGAGAAUACCUAUAUACACACGCACCUCUUCCUACCUCAAAACCCUAAUCGUACUCUCGUCUCUAAAAUCUCCAAGGGAUUAUCAUUGAAAUCAAAGGAAGACGAAAAUGUAUCUUCAGUGCUAUAUCAACGAGAAGGGCGAGAAAGUUUACACCACUAAGAAGGAAUCACCGCUUGGGACAGCCACUGAAUCUGCCCAUCCAGCCCGAUUCUCUCCUGAUGAUAAAUAUUCAAAGGAGAGAGUUUUGUUGAAGAAACGGUUUGGUCUUUUACCCACACAAGGCGCACCUGUCAAGUACUGAAGUCCAAGCUUCUUUUGGUUUUGAUGUUUUCUCUAUUAUUACUGCUAUGUUGUCUCUCUUGAUGAAAUGUUGACAUAAACCGUAGUGAGUUUAAGACUAAUUUUCAUGAACCUUAAAGAAUGAAAACUUAGAGAGUUGUUUA
Molecule: messenger RNA, 463 nt
Organism: Brassica oleracea var. oleracea
Lineage: Eukaryota; Viridiplantae; Streptophyta; Magnoliopsida; Brassicales; Brassicaceae
Product: H/ACA ribonucleoprotein complex subunit 3-like protein
Exons: 4
Coding region: 127-321 (64 amino acids)
Biological process (GO): ribosome biogenesis; rRNA pseudouridine synthesis; positive regulation of telomerase RNA localization to Cajal body
Cellular component (GO): box H/ACA snoRNP complex; box H/ACA telomerase RNP complex
Molecular function (GO): telomerase RNA binding; box H/ACA snoRNA binding
Source: RefSeq, a predicted model, not a curated record